AUGACCACCAACACAGUUUUGUGGUUUGAGAAUUGCUUCGAGACGCUCGCGGCCACAGAAGAGGCCAAAGCGAUAUUCGAACGGAUCAAGGCGCAUAAGGUACAGCAGAGGAUAUGCAGCCAGCGCUCGGAAAAUCUUGCCGAGAAGGGGAAGCGCUCUCUACGAGCAAGCUUCAUGAAACUAUUUACGACAAGUAAGAUGGGCCUAGGCAUUAAGGAUACUGGCGCAGGAAACUAUGGAAGCCAACAACCUGAGGAUGAAGAUUUGCUUUGGUGCCCGAUCAUGCGCAAGUGGACCCCUUCGAAGCAAAUGAAAGCCGCGCAUCUAUUUCCGUAUAUGCACGGUCAGGACACAAUGGAUGCGGUCUUCCGGGCAAGAAAGAGCCCUGAACUGUUCUCGCCCAGAAAUGGGCUGCUCAUAUCGUCGUGCAUCGAAGAGUUUUUCGACUCCGGGAAUCUCGUGCUGGUCCCGGACCUGCCAGACAGGCCAAGCGUAACGGAUAUCAGGGGCUGGAUCAAGAGAGAGCCCCGUGAAUACAAGAUUCGAAUUAUCGACCUGAAGUGGAACAAGCUCGGAAAACCCAUCCAUCCAUGGGUGGAAAUGAAGUGGUCCGACCUCCAGGACAGACGUGUGGAGUUCCUGACUCCAUUCCGGCCCCGGGAAAGAUACAUGUACUUCCAUUACUGCAUCCAGAUACUUCAGUACAUCUGGCAGUAG
Molecule: messenger RNA, 717 nt
Organism: Rasamsonia emersonii CBS 393.64
Lineage: Eukaryota; Fungi; Ascomycota; Eurotiomycetes; Eurotiales; Trichocomaceae
Exons: 2
Coding region: 1-717 (238 amino acids)
Source: RefSeq, a predicted model, not a curated record